Messenger RNA from Cydia fagiglandana, 814 nucleotides. RefSeq lists its product as uncharacterized. The record is from RefSeq and is a predicted model, not a curated record. NCBI's taxonomy places the organism in Eukaryota, Metazoa, Arthropoda, Insecta, Lepidoptera, Tortricidae. The transcript has 2 exons. Bases 151 to 372 code for a protein of 73 amino acids.
UCUAACCUGUCACUUUGAUCAAAACGCACUGGCCACUAAGAACAAAAUAAAUAUACAACGUACUGGCCACUAAAAAAGAAUUGACUCAUUUACAUAUCACACUGGCCAAAAACCGCGUUGUCAAAGUUUAAAAAGUGAAACCAUAGAGCCAUGAGAGUCUUGUUGAUUUUUUUAGUGGUGUUGGCGGCGGUGGCGGCGGCACCGCAGAAGUCUACGUUGCAAGCGGGACCAACAGACACCGGAAGCCAGCCCUUCAUCGAGGAGGUGGUGGUGGAGUCGGUGCUGAACGUGCGCGCCCCCGCCGGGAGACAAGCCAGGACCAACACCAAGACAGACUUGGCCCACGGCACUAAGGUGGCCGAGAAAAACUAGGCCUGACUGCUUAGCUAUAAGUUAUAUAAAGAACAGUAAAGUUUGUUAAACAACCCGUUCAUGGAAGAGGUGCUGAACGUCAAAAACGUUGACUGUCAAUUUUCUUUUCCACAUACUUACUUAAAGUAUGUACAUAUCUAUUUGUGAUUCCUUUAAGUCCCAACACCAUAGCUAUUUUAAUGUGGAAAAAGGCGAUCUAUAUGUUACAACGCUUGUAAUCAAGGUAUUGGUUACAUUUUUGUAUUGCUUCAAAACUGUUUGUAUUAUGUACAUGUAAGUACCUAAUUGGCAAGUUAAUUACAAGUUUCGUAAGUGUCUUGUGUGUGCCACUUUUACAUCUGUUGCCUUUACGAGUUUGACCCGACCACAUACCUUAUCCAUUAAAAGCGAUUGGUAUUAAGUACUUACAAUUUUUUGUGAAAAACCAAUACCUUGAUUACAA